Messenger RNA from Brenthis ino (lesser marbled fritillary), 684 nucleotides. The record is from the annotation of a GenBank genome assembly. NCBI's taxonomy places the organism in Eukaryota, Metazoa, Arthropoda, Insecta, Lepidoptera, Nymphalidae.
AUGGAUAAUCAACAAAGUACUAGCGGGACAAAACUAGAAGGUUGGAGUAAAGAAGAAAAGUUUGAAUUACUCCAGGCACUUAAAGAGUAUGGAUCACAAAAUAUUGAUCAAAUACGUAAUUAUAUAACUACUAAAAAUGAGGAGGAGGUAAGAAAAGCAAUGCAAUUUUAUAAAGAAAAAGCAUUGCUACAAUCUAACUCUCAACAGAAAAAAGUAAAAAAAAUAAAUAAUGCUCCAGUAAUACCCUUAGCUAGUUGGGCGAAAUUUAUAACAGACUCUUAUGGGUAUGAAGAACUUCAAACUGAAACAGCCACUGCUCUGCGAAUAAUAGCCGACUUUGAAAUUAAACCUCCAGGUGUAUGCACUGAGAAAAUUGAUUUCCGUAAAGUAUAUCACAUGCUAGCAGAUGCUACAGAAGGGAAACAGCUUCCUAAUGAUAAACUUAUUACAGCUGUUUUUGAUAAAUGUAUUAUAGAAACUGCACUAACCAGCAAAGCAUUUAUUAAAAGUACUACAUAUAAACAAAUACUUCAAUCGAUAAAUACAACUGACAUAGACAUCAAUGUUUUUUCUAAACCAACUGAUAAUAUAGAAUUAGCAACUUUACGCCAUUUAACAAGUCAAAAGUGUUAUAAUCCAUUAAAUAUCACAGAAAAUUAUCUAAAACCAUCUUCAUAUACAAGA